Messenger RNA from Eubalaena glacialis (North Atlantic right whale), 1028 nucleotides. RefSeq names its product methyltransferase like 27 (gene METTL27). The record is from RefSeq and is a predicted model, not a curated record. Gene Ontology annotation, molecular function: S-adenosylmethionine-dependent methyltransferase activity. Lineage: Eukaryota; Metazoa; Chordata; Mammalia; Artiodactyla; Balaenidae.
CAGCGCUUUCCUCUGAUUGGGCAUUUUCUCUUAGCAGAAAACCAAUCAGCGAGGGAGGUGGGGGCGCCGCCAGGCUCGCCUACAGGCCCUUCCCCGAGUUCCAGCGCCCACCCACGCCCCUGGAGGGUCAGAUUGGUGGAGGAUGGCUCUGGAAGAGGGCCGGAGCCUGCCCGAGGUGCGGGCGCGAGUGGGGGCUUCACAUGGCAUCACCGACCUGGCCCACAAGCUUCACUUCUAUGACCAAUGGGCUCCGGACUAUGACCAGGACGUGGCCGCCCUGCAGUACCGCGCUCCCCGGCUCGCAGUGGACUGCCUCACCCAAGCCCUUCCAGGUCCACCCCACGCUGCCCUGAUCCUGGACGUGGCCUGUGGUACUGGCCUAGUGGCUGCAGAGCUGCAGGCUCGGGGCUUCCUCCAGCUGCAUGGGGUGGAUGGGAGCCCAGGGAUGCUGGAACAGGCCCGGGCCCGUGGCCUCUACCAGCACCUCAGCCUCUGCACCCUGGGUCAGGAGCCUCUACCCAGCUCUGAAGGGACCUACGACGCGGUGCUGACAGUGGGCGCCCUCAGUGACGGCCAGGUGCCCUGCAGUGCCGUACCUGAGCUCCUGCGAGUUACCAAGCCAGGUGGGCUGCUGUGUCUGACCACCAGGACCAACCCAUCCAACCUGCGUUACAAAGAGGCGCUGGAGGCCACCCUGGCCAGGCUGGAGCAGGCCAGGGCUUGGGAAUGCCUGGUGGCCUGGCCGUGGACCAGUGGGAACUGGCCACCUCUGAGCUCGAGCUGGGGCCUGGCGCCUCUGACAGCGACGGCUUCAUCUCCGGCAUCAUCUACCUGUACCAAAAGCAGGAGGCAGCCCAGGCCGAGGGAGUGAGGCCCAGUGUCUAGCCCCCAACUGGCCUCCGACCCUCCAUGAGGCCUCGGCCAGGCUCAUCGCUGGGCCUCCUCUGCUUUGCCUGUAAAACGAGGCCGCUGCGCCAACCCUGCCCCUCAGGAGAGCGAUGCCUAUUAAAUGAGUCCCAGAAGCGGCA